AUGACAUCUUCGACUCACUGAUUGCAAACGGCUCAAAUUGGCAUGCUUUCAUGAUGAGUUCUCAGGUCGAUGUUCAAGUUUAACUGCGCCGCUGGUUCUUGCAAUACUUUGAACACAUUUCGUCAGCCUAGGCCCAUACUUACAAAUAGCGAGCAAGAUAUGCAUAGUUUCAUUGAUAUGCGAAAACCUAAACCUAUCCACCUGAUUUCGGAAAAUCCUAACUCCGUUGUCUCAGUUUGAACACGUGCCGAAUAGAGUAUUGCCAUUGCUGUGCUUGAUCAUGCAAAUAAGAAACGUAGUCGCCGUCGUCUUCGGGGCCCUGGAGAACCUCAUCCACGCUGGCAUCAUCUUCGGAUGGCCCUCUCUCGUAUUCGUCCUCAAGGAUAUUGGUUACUAUGGCAACAAGUGCCCAGCUGACCCGACCCCAACAGGUGCUCCUACAAGAAACGCUACAACCAGUGAUGCAGGCCGACCCCAGAGUUCGAUCACCAUGCCAAUCUCGCCGAUGAUGACGACGACGACGUCGACAGAUGAAGUGUUUUGUGAGGAGCAGGAUGCAGCCCUGGUGUUGGUGUAUACUGUAGCCACCGUGAUGCUCCCGCUUAGUAUGUUACCAGCAGGAUAUCUUCUUCUCAUCGUUGGUAGCAGAAUAUCAAGGAUUGUCUUCAGUAUAAUGAUGGUAUGUGGAUACGUAUGUUUGGCCAUGAGUUCCCCCGAAAUACCAAGCCUGCUCUAUCCUGCAGCAAUCUUACUAGGAGCAGCAGGACUCAUCAUUAUCCUCGCAAGCUUUGAGAUAGCAAAUCUAUUUCCAACUCAAAAGUCGACCGUGAUAGGGGUGAUGAAUGGUUGUUAUGACACUUCAACUCUUAUCUUCUUUCUAAUAAAGAUCGCUUACGAGAACGGGAUUUCAUUGGAGGUCUCCUCCCUUGCGCUGGCAUGUACUACCAUCUUCUUUUUUGUCAAUAUAUGCCUUCUUCCCCGACAUCACAUUCCCUGGCCCCUCCCCGAUGACUACUUCCUUCAUGUGCCCUGCUUACCCGAUCCCGAAUUCGAUACGUUCAGCGUGGAUGAGGUGGUCGUCGAGAACGGGAAGGGGACGGUGCUUUGUUCUGCGGAAGGCGAUCUCACCCAGAGUCGCACACUUUGUGACGUAGGAACGCAAACGUUCGAGUUUGAUAAUCUCGGUUUUGAGGACCCGGUGGUGACGAAAGUAAAAAAGAGAGUGUCCUUACCUGUUGAGGAUAUCAUCAAUGAACGCCGUGCAUCGAAACAGAGUUGGAGCACCGGCAUUACCGGGGAACGGCGUUUAUCCAAGCAAAGUUGGAACAUCGGGGAACGGCGUUUAUCCAAGCAAAGUUGGGACACCGGGGACCGACGUUUAUCCAAGCAAAGCGUGAACAGUAAAAGAAGCUCACGGAACUCCUUAGAUAGCCGCAUGAGUCAGAAAGAGCUCGCCAAGAGACAAGAGAGCAUUCAUGAAGAGAAUUCAGAACUGAAAAGGGAUGAAGCCUACCCAACAUUCUUUUCCUGUUUGAAGAGUCCAAUGUUUUUCUUCAUGUCGUUUUGGGCCAUCGUCAUCCAACUCCAACUGCUCUUCGUUUUGGCGAUUAUGAACCCUUGGCUUACGUGGCUAGCCGACGGUGAUAUUGAUGUCGUGAGUCAAUACACUAAUGUGCUUGCGUUGAUGAGUUUUGUGAGUAUGAUUGGAGGACCCCUUGGAGGUCUGCUAUUAGAUAGGAGAAAGCUCACCUUGUGUGCAGCACCGCUGGAAUCGGAACCUGCGUAUGGCCCCUUGACUGAUCUGCGAAACAGUUGGCUGGCAGUGACUUGCACAACUCUUAUGUCAAUCGCCUACUCGGUAUGCAUGCUGGUUCGAAUCCUCCCUCUCCAGUAUUUGACCUUUGCCCUCUUGACCUUGUGUAGGUCAAUGUUGUAUGGCGUAUCGGCAGGUGUGGUUCCACUCACGUUUCCGAUGAAGUUCUAUGGGAUCGUUUAUGGUAUGACCUACUUAUUGAUCGGUGUCUGUGGCUUCCUUCAAUAUCCACUUUUCAUUCUGAUCCAAAACGUGCUCAUGGGCGACCCUCAAUAUGUCUUGAUCGGAUUUAUUGUGGCCAAUGUUCUAACCUUUUCGUAUCCUAUCUACAUCAUUUACCACGUGAAAACCAGAAUGGCUCAGCAUAAGGGAUAAUAUACACUCGUCAUCUCAUAUGCGAGAAAAAUGUACAACGUCUUCAUUUGUACGUUUUCUUCAUAAAAAUAGAUUAAAUAAACUUGCCUAUAUAUUGACCUUGCAUCAUAAAGUUGUAUCACGCUGCUGUCGUACAAAUUAUUGUUUUACAACCUAACAAAACUGCUAGACCACUAAUGUACCUACAGGGGGCGGGGGCAGUCUGCCCCCCUGACGAGUCACAACCC
Messenger RNA from Lytechinus variegatus (green sea urchin), 2415 nucleotides. Its product is annotated as solute carrier family 43 member 3-like. The transcript is spliced from 11 exons. The coding region runs from base 281 to 2188 and encodes 635 amino acids. NCBI's taxonomy places the organism in Eukaryota, Metazoa, Echinodermata, Echinoidea, Temnopleuroida, Toxopneustidae. The record is from RefSeq and is a predicted model, not a curated record.